Messenger RNA from Asparagus officinalis (garden asparagus), 1056 nucleotides. RefSeq names its product cold-regulated 413 plasma membrane protein 2-like. The record is from RefSeq and is a predicted model, not a curated record. NCBI's taxonomy places the organism in Eukaryota, Viridiplantae, Streptophyta, Magnoliopsida, Asparagales, Asparagaceae. Bases 167 to 736 code for a protein of 189 amino acids. Gene Ontology annotation, cellular component: membrane. The transcript is spliced from 4 exons.
UUGAAACCCCUAGAGAGUGACAUACAACGUAUUAGUAAUAAUAGAAAGCUAGUCUUAUUUGAUCAGGAAAAACAAAAAAAAAAAUGAGGAGGAUGGGAUUAGGUUACCUUGCUAUGGAAACAACGAUGACCAUGACGAAGCAGAAGGAAGCAGCGGGGCAGCCCCGAUGAUGAUCGGGUCUGAUCUUCAGGAGCUCCGAUUAGCCGCAAUGAACCUAGUCGACCAUGUCAUCAAACUCAGCGUUGGCCAUGGCCUCGGCUUCGGCACCACCUUCUUCAAGUUCCUUGCUUCUUUUGCCGCAAUAUACUUACUCAUCUUGGAUCGGACAAACUGGAGAACAAAUAUGUUGACCUCACUUCUUGUUCCGUACAUAUUCCUGAGCUUCCCUUCAUCUCUGUUCUCUUUAUUGAGAGGGGAGGUUGGAAAAUGGUUUGCCUUCGUCACUGUUGUGCUUCGACUUUUCUUUCCCCGUCAGUUUCCAGAUUGCUUAGAGAUGCCUGGAUCAUUGAUUCUUCUCGUGGUUGUCUCCCCCCAUUUGUUCGCCCACAGCAUGCGGGAUGGCCCUGCCGGCAUCGUGAUAUGCUUGGCUAUAGGCUGUUACCUACUUCAAGAGCACAUCAGAGCUUCUGGUGGCUUCAGAAGCUCUUUCACGAAGAUUCACGGUAUCUCAAACACACUCGGUAUCAUUCUUCUCCUUGUUUACCCCAUCUGGCAUCUGGUGGUGCAUUUUGUGUAGGCUGUUGAAAAUUUUUGAAUUUCUUAUUAUUAUUAUUAUUAUUAUUAUUAUUAUUUUGUGCUAAACAAGCAAUUGACAUCAUUAUUUUGUAAUAAAGAUGUUAGCUCCAUAUCAUAUAUAUGGUGACCAAUUCUCUGUUAUAUUGUCUGAAAUUUCUUUUUGUCGUCUAACAUAAAAUUUCUUCAGCUUCUGCGUCGAGGUGUUUGUUUUGUCUCUUCUUUUUGUGUUGCCUAAUUCACAGUGGGUACUUUCUCUUCCCAAACAGCAAUAGAUAUAUGUGAUACCAAUGAUGCUAGUUGCAACUAGAAUUUACGCACUGA